UUGCAUCAGAGACUGAAGAGAGCAACGCAAAUAAAGCAUGUCAUUAGGAUACGAGACGUGCAGAAUCCAGCCGUAGCGCCUCUUUUAAUAAACUUUUCCUCGCUGAGGCACUUGAACAACUUGAGCCGAAGCCAGACUUGUAUAAACGCAGCUGAUGUCUGCGGGCUGAGAGAGGGGGAAAGAGGCGCCCAACCCAUUUCUUUUGUGCUGAAGCGCCUGUGAUUUCAUUGAGCUUUUCCCGGGCUGCUACUAUAAUGGGCUCCCUCGCUUUGAAUCGCUGUUGUAUCCGCGACUUGUUUUCGGCUGGUUAAACUAGAGCAAUCUUUUUAGCUGGCAGUAGUUUUCAGGCUUGGAGACUGGCUGAAGACAUUUCUCGCCGAGCAUCUGGACGGGUCCCAAUGAAAAUGCACGGCAGAAACAGGUACAACCUGGUGGACGAUGUGGCGGAUUCGCGAGUCCCGCUUCACAACGAGGAAGCGUAUCAACACGGAAUACACUUCCAAGCCAAGUAUGUUGGCAGCCUGGAUGUCCCAAGACCCAACAGUCGUAUGGAGAUUGUCGCUGCUAUGAGAAGAAUCAGGUACGAGUUCAAGGCAAAGAGCGUGAAGAAGAAGAAAGUGAGCAUAGUGGUUUCCGUAGAUGGGGUCAAAGUGGUUCUGCGCAAAAAACCCAAGAGGAAGGAGUGGACGUGGGAUGAGAGCAAGAUGCUGGUUAUGCACGACCCCAUAUACAGGAUCUUCUAUGUAUCCCAUGAUUCUCAGGAUCUGAAGAUUUUCAGCUACAUUGCUCGUGAUGGAUCCAGCAACUCAUUCAGAUGCAAUGUAUUCAAGUCCAAAAAAAAGAGUCAGGCCAUGCGGAUAGUACGGACGGUCGGUCAGGCGUUUGAGGUGUGCCAUAAGCUGAGUCUGCAGCACGCUGAGCAGAAUGCAGAUGAACAGCCAGACGGCCCUGCAGACGGCCAGAGCGAUCAGUCUGGAGAAGAGCCCAGCCCUGAAGCUCGUCAGCUGACAGGCAUGGAGCACGGAAUGGAUGAUGUGACUGGAAUGGACUCUCAUUCCACAAAGCUCAGUGAGCAGGCUAUGGAUGACAUUCUUCAGAGUCUGUCAGAACUCAGCGUGGUGAAACCUAGACAAACCCUCCAGUCUUUACAAGACCUGGAGGGUGUCUCUCUCUACACGCUAUCUCCCAGCAGCCCUUGCUCUCCUACUCUCACCCCUUUGGCCACCCAACACCACCUGCAGUUACUCCAACAACAGUUGCUACAGCAGCAACAACAAACACAGAUCGCUGUAGCACAGGUGCAACUUUUAAAGGAUCAGCUGGCUGCAGAAACGGCUGCCCGCAUGGAGGCGCAGGCCAGAACUCACCAGCUGUUGCUGCAGAACCGAGACUUACUGCAACAUACAGCCCUGCUGGUGAAACACCUCAGCCAACUGGAGAUCAGAGUCAGUGGAGCCACACAGAAAGAAGAAUCGCCAUGGAGUAGUGUGCCCCCUUUGUCUCUCUCCCUCAACCUGAAGAACCUCUACACCCCUCACUCAGACCAGCCCGUCACCUCAACUCCAGCAGGACAGCCAGAAAAUCAUCCCGUCUCCUCCCACGCUGAGUCCUACCUCAAUCUGCUUAACCUGCGUGGUGCUCACACUAUUACGACCAAUGGGAAGCCAGCGAGUGUGAGAAAUGAAGCAGGACUGGACGCAGCAAGAAGAGAAGUUGCUAAGCUAGAAACUCGGAAUUCAACGCCACUUGAUGAGAGGUAUAAACAAACGAUCCCUAAACUGGACCCUCCUCCUCAGCCCCUGAACCGCAAGCGUUCAAAUAGGACUCUCUCUCCUGGCGUCGAGGCAGAGUUAAGAUUUUCAGCUGUAGCUGAACCUGUAAAUGGAAACGUACUCUCAAACGUGAGCGGUAGCUCCUCAUUUCCUGACAUCACGCUACGUUCCAUUUCCCCUGGGGAUUUCUAUUCUCACACUAACGGCAACAGUGUGUCAUGUUCAGCCAGCGAGGAUUCUGGCGUGCGCUCGGAUGACAAAUCCCUCAUAUCCCCCCAAUCCAGAGACGACCCCUCUGAUGACCAGAGCUCUGCGUUCAUAUCCACUUCCAGUACCUGCAGCAGCUUACCUGAGGAUCAUCCAGCUGUGGAUGGUGUGACUCCACCGCAUUCAACCACACCGCUGGGAUACGAGCAAACCAUCCCAUUCUCUUCGCCUGUCAAUGACACCUGUCUUCAUAUAAGCCUAAGCGAAGAUGAGUUUCUAGAGGACGGCGCCUAUAAUGUCACCACCCCAUGCAGGAGUUAAAAAUACGUGAGAAAUCACAAUCCCACAGUACAAAAACAUAAUGAAGAAAGAAGGCAUAUUUGACAACUGAACUGUGUGAUAUUAGCCGCACUCUCACGCUGAUGUUAUUUUGCAUAUGAUUUCGCUCUUUGUUUUGAUCAACAACUCUCCGUUUUUGUAUUCUAAUAUGACAUCUUUCUUUAUCUACAAUUCCCUCGAAUGAUUUUAUCUAUAAAGCUUGCUGAAAGAAUAUUUAGUAUGAUGCAGAGUAGACUACUACUGACAGAUGGAUAGAGUGUAUUUUUUUAGAUUCAAAAUGAAUAGUUAUUUUUAGCUGACUAAGCUGAAUAGGAACUGCUUCUAUUAGUGCUGCCGAUGUGAUUUUUAAAUUAUAAGUUCAAGGUUUUUUUUAUUAGUGCAAAUUGAUUUAUAUAUUGUUUGAAUGUUAUUUGGAUGCUUAAGAGCAGUUAUGUAGCAAAGAAACUCACAAGUAUGUUAGCAUGAGACAUGACAUGGUGAGAAAUAGUUGAGGAACAUAGAAAUAUGAAGAAAUAGAGGUGGAAAAAAAAUUAUUUUCUUGCAGGAAUUUAAAAACGGUGCCAAUUUUGUUUU
Molecule: messenger RNA, 2891 nt
Organism: Labeo rohita (rohu)
Lineage: Eukaryota; Metazoa; Chordata; Actinopteri; Cypriniformes; Cyprinidae
Product: carboxyl-terminal PDZ ligand of neuronal nitric oxide synthase protein
Exons: 11
Coding region: 399-2300 (633 amino acids)
Molecular function (GO): nitric-oxide synthase binding
Source: RefSeq, a predicted model, not a curated record